Molecule: messenger RNA, 2961 nt
Organism: Cynara cardunculus var. scolymus (artichoke)
Lineage: Eukaryota; Viridiplantae; Streptophyta; Magnoliopsida; Asterales; Asteraceae
Product: receptor-like protein 7
Exons: 1
Coding region: 1-2961 (986 amino acids)
Molecular function (GO): protein binding
Source: RefSeq, a predicted model, not a curated record
AUGGCUUUCUACUUCAGUUUCCGACAAACCAUCUCUUUCRUAUAUGUAUUGUUCAUGAUAACAAUCAUAGUCACAUGUAGGGAUCCAUUACUAACCCUCGAUGAGGAGUGUUUGGUUUUGUUCCAAUUUAAGCAAAGCAUUCUUCRCCAAGAUUCAUCUUUCAGAKYCCCWCAGUUUUGGAAGUUUGCCUCAUGGAAUGYWUCARAYGAUGUUUUGGGUUGUUGUUUGURGGAURGGGUGGUGUGCGGUGAUCAUGGCCRCCAUGUGAUUGGUCUUGACUUGAGCAAAAGCUUUCUUCGUGGCCCUAUYAACUCUACUACCYUYCUCUUCCGCCUUGUUCAUCUUCRAACGCUCAACCUAGCCAAKAAUGACUUUSYUGAAUCUCAAAUCCCAUCUGAAAUCGGGCGCUUAAAGCUGUUAAAAAGCCUAAAUCUCUCCUCUUCUGGAUUCAGUGGCCAAAUUCCUCGAGAGAUCUCACARUUGAUACAAYUGUCUUUGUUAGAUUUGUCAAGGAAUAMRCUAGAGCUUCAAAKUCCUAGUCUUGAGAAUCUAGUGCAAAACUUAACUCGRCUUGAAGAWCUYGAUCUCUCRGGGGUUGACAUUMGCUCUUCGGUACCUGAUUUUUUGGGCAAYUUUUCUUCCUUGAGGUUUAUAAAUCUCAGUGAUUGUUGGCUUCAGAAUGAAUUCCCYACAACCAUACUUCAACUGCCAAAGCUUAAAGUUCUUGACUUGGGAAAGAACAUGGACCUCACUGGUUCCUUGCCUGAAUUUCGUAACAACAGCUUACUCGAGCAUUUGAUUCUAUGGAGCACAAGUUUCUCUGGGGAUAUACCAGAAUCCAUCGGUAGCCUAACCCACUUGAUCACACUGGAUCUUUCGUUGUGCUUCUUCUCAGGACCCCUUCCAAGUGAAGUUGCUAACAUGACACAACUCGUUCAAUUGACUAUUGGGUUUAAUGAGUUCACAGGAACCAUUCCUUCAUUGGUAAGCCUUUCGAAACUUGUUGUUUUAGAAUUUUCUAAUAACAAGUUUGAAAAUUGGAGCCAACCCAACUGGAUUGAGAAAUUGACUGAGCUCGAAGAGUUGUAUGGAUCUCGGGGGAACAUAUUCGGUGAAAUCCCCUCCUUUAUUUCAAACCUAACAAAGCUUAGAAUUUUCGAUAUGUCACGUAAUUCUCUUUCUGGUCAUAUCCCAUCAUCGUUUAUGAACUUGACCCAACUAAGGUUCGUAGACCUUGCAAAUAAUCAAUUACAAGGACCAAUUCCAAGCUUAUUUUCCAAUUUCAAAAGUCUCCAAAUUCUCCGCUUGAAUGAUAACAUUUUUAGCGGCAAAGUAUACUUAGACAAGUUCCUAGGACUUCACCAACUCAAAAGUCUAUUUGUAGGUUUUAAUAAGAUAUCAAUUGUGGAUACAAACAACGUAAAUGCCACCCUACUAGAAUUAGAAGAUCUAGGAUUGGCAUCAUGCAACUUAAAGGAAUUUCCCACCUUUUUGAUUUCCCAACGUAARCUGACAACCUUGUUUCUCGACCACAACAAAAUCGAUGGUCUCGUGCCCGUGUGGAUUUGGAAAAGUAGUCUGGAAACACUAAAAACUAUUGACCUAUCGUACAACUUAAUAAUUGGCUUUCAUCGACAUCCCCGUGUUCUUUUAUGGGUUCGUUUGGAAACAUUAAUCCUUUCACAUAACAAGUUACGUGGAUGGGUGCCGGUUCCACCACAGUCGGUUAUCAUUUAUGAUGUCUCAGAUAAUAAUCUGACAGGAGAAGUACCAUCAUUGAUAUGUGAAGUAAGGUCUCUUAGACUGCUAGAUAUGUCUUCUAACAGCAUGACAGGAAGGCUUCCUCCAUGUUUAGGCAGCUUAAGCAAUUCCUUGUCGGUUUUGGAUCUCAAACGGAAUAAAUUUCAUGGCUCAAUUAUCAACACCUUUUCGCAUAGAUGCCGGUUAAAGAGGCUUGAUUUGAGUGAAAACCAAUUUCAGGGCCGUGUGCCAAGAUCAUUGGCAAACUGUACCCAUUUAGUAGUUCUCUCUCUUGGAGAUAACACUUUUGAUGAUGUCUUUCCAUCUUGGAUGGGAAGUCUUGUCGAGUUGCAAGUGCUUAUUCUYCGUUCCAACAAGUUCCAUGGGGCGAUGGAGGGCCCGAUAGAUGAUAGUUCACAGUUCCCGAAGAUGCGAAUCAUUGACCUCUCAAACAAUGGUUUUAGUGGUCGAUUGCCCCAUAAGUACUUCCAAAUUUGGAACGCCAUGAAAUCUGUCUAUGCUGGAAAAUCAUCUGUGAUGCAAAUAGAGAUAAUGGGCACAGUGUUUGUACACAAAGGAGAGUGGCCAUACUCGAUGACAUUGGUAAACAAAGGUGUCAAGACCGAGUACCAACGUAUUCUAGACAUCUUCACAGCGAUCGAUCUAUCUUGCAACAAUUUUAAAGGAAAGAUCCCAGAGUCACUCCACGAUCUUCAAGGGCUUGAAUCACUUAAUCUUUCCAAUAACCAUCUUACGGGACGUGUCUUGCCAUCCUUGGAAAACCUAAAGAAUCUUGAAUCGUUGGAUCUUUCGCAAAACGAGCUAUCGGGAGAACUUCCUCAAGAACUGUUGCAACUUGGCUUCCUUGCCAUUUUGAAUGUAUCAUUCAACCAUCUUAWUGGUCGCAUACCUGAAGGAAAACAAUUCAAUACAUUUGAAGWCARCUCCUAUGUYGGGAAUCCUGGAUUGUGUGGAAAACCUUUGUCUAAGGUUUGUCGGAAUUCAGUGGCAACGAGUGAUCACAAUAAAUCUGAGUCCCUCAGCUUCCUACGUGGAAGAGUAGAUUGGAUGGUCACAUUUUUGGGACUUGGAAGUGGAAUGGUGGUUGGAAUUGUUAUUGGGAACAUUUUAUAUACAAGGUACGUUCAGAGCUUUAUUGAGCGAUUCAGGAAGAAGAACGACGGUUCGAUAAGGCCACUCGGUUACCGGAGGAGAAACUAA